AUGUGGGCCCCGGCCGCUGCGCUGCUGCUGCUGCUGCUCAGUCUCGGACCUGUCCCUGGAGCCCAGGCCGAGCCCAAGGCAGGGCCUGGCGGGUCACCCCAGCUGCGGUGCGGCCUGGGCUCGGGCUUCCAUGUCCCGGGUGGGCUCCUCCCAGCCCUCCGGCCGAGCCACAUCCCAACCAGCUAUGGGAACUUCAGGGUCCCUGGGCCUGGGGACAACAGACCCGACACCACUGGCUGUCUCUUCCAGUCCCCAAUAGGACACCCACCCCACGGAGCCCAGGGCCCCAAGUACACAGCCACCCCACCCAGGGGCACGGGCACCCAGAGCAUCCCUCCAAAGGAAGGAGAAAUUGUGCUGGGAGGAACUGGGGCCCAGAAAGAAGUGGAGGAGGAGGGGCUGGCAGACGCAAGGGCACCCUCUCGCGGGGAGCCCCUGCUCUGCUUCAGACCCCGGGGGAAGAGCUUCACCAGCUCCGCGUCACUGCGCUUCCCCCAUUUCAGAGUGCUUUCCCUGAGCCAGGGCAGGGCGGCCCGGAGUGAAGCCGGGAGUGGGCGCCGGGGUGGGGGGCUGGGGGCGGGGAGCCGAGCCGCCCCCCCUCAGCGCCGCGCCCGUGUUCCCCCAGCCUGCGGGCGCCCGAGGAUGCUGAACCGGAUGGUGGGGGGGCAGGAGGCGGAGGAAGGCGAGUGGCCGUGGCAGGUCAGCAUCCAGCGCGACGGGAGCCACUUCUGCGGGGGCAGCCUCAUCACGGAGCGGUGGGUCCUCACGGCCGCGCACUGCUUCUCCAACACCUCGGAUACAUCCCUGUACCGCGUCCUGCUGGGGGCGCGGCAGCUGGUGAAGCCAGGGCCGCACGCCGUGUACGCCGCAGUGAAGCGGGUGGAGAACAACCCCCUGUACCAGGGCAUGGCCUCCAGUGCCGACGUGGCCCUGGUUGAGCUGGAGGCGCCCGUGACCUUCACUGACCACAUCCUGCCCGUGUGCGUGCCCGACCCCUCGGUCGUCUUUGGGACAGGCAUGAACUGCUCAAUCACCGGCUGGGGCAGCCUCAGUGAGCAAGACCGCUUGCCCAACCCGGGGGUCCUCCAGAAGCUGGCUGUGCCCAUCAUUGCCACCCCGAAGUGCAACCUGCUCUACAGCAAAGACGCCGAGUCCGGCUUCCAGCCCAAGACCAUCAAGAAUGACAUGCUCUGUGCCGGCUUCGCCGAGGGCAAGAAGGACGCCUGCAAGGGCGACUCGGGGGGCCCGCUGGUGUGCCUCGUGGGCGGCUCGUGGCUGCAGGCCGGCGUCAUCAGCUGGGGUGAGGGCUGCGCCCGCCGGAACCGCCCCGGUGUCUACAUCCGCGUCACCUCCCACCACGCCUGGAUCCGCCGCGUUAUCCCCGAGCUGCGCUUCCAGCCGGCGGGGGGCCCGAGGCGAGACCCCCGGCUCCAGCUGCCCCUGGGCCAGAGCUUGGCGCCCAGCCUGGCGGCCCACUCGGUCCUCCUGCUCCUCACGGCCCUGCUCGCGGCCCUCUGAGCCACCCCGAGCCCCCAGGGCCGGGCGUCCUGUUGUAAAUAUCUUGCGAGCCCCUGCACCCCCAGAGCCCAGUUGUUUUUAUUUAUGUUCUUCGUCCAAUAAACCCCCAU
Messenger RNA from Choloepus didactylus (southern two-toed sloth), 1628 nucleotides. RefSeq names its product serine protease 27 (gene PRSS27). Gene Ontology annotation, molecular function: serine-type endopeptidase activity. The record is from RefSeq and is a predicted model, not a curated record. Gene Ontology annotation, biological process: proteolysis. The coding region runs from base 1 to 1518 and encodes 505 amino acids. Lineage: Eukaryota; Metazoa; Chordata; Mammalia; Pilosa; Megalonychidae. The transcript has 10 exons.